AUGGCAGAACGAGCAAUGAUUUACUACCAUACAUGCAAGCAGCGGGCAGUGAUCUUCAGAACAUUCACUUUCUUUUUAGGUGAAAAGUUGUUUAGUGGAAGUAAACAGCCCCAAAACCGAAUGGUAGAAAUGUACCAUGCAUGGACCCCCUCUUCCAUUAAAAAGCACAUUGUUGAGAACCUCUCCUGUGAUGAUGGCCAUAUCCGCUGCCUUAAUAAAACAAUUGCUUUCAGAA
Messenger RNA from Porites evermanni, 235 nucleotides. The record is from the annotation of a GenBank genome assembly. NCBI's taxonomy places the organism in Eukaryota, Metazoa, Cnidaria, Anthozoa, Scleractinia, Poritidae.